GCUCACAAUAUAUUACACGGGAUUCCCCUGCUGAACUAUAAUGGCGGGUCCACAGUAGGGAAAUUAAUACCACCAUACACAAUCAAAGUUCGGAUUUUUAAUUUAGUUGACGCUGCAUCACGUGAAGAAAAAAAAAUCGUUUAAGCACCAAAAAGGGAUUGCUUUCUGACACAAUUUUCAUUUUAACUUUCCGUAAACACAACCACCAAUACGCAACCCUAAAUCGUUGUCUUUGAUGAAAUCUUUUUGAAGACCAAACGGACUUGGUAACUUGCUCUUAUCUCAUUUUUUAGAUAAGACGUGAAUAUCAAGGAUUUUCAUAUUUGUUUUUUCGGGAUUCUCAUCUGAAGGACAAUGCUGAAGAAGUUGAGAGGAAAAAGAACAUCGAGCGUAAAUCCUCCAGGAGCGUCCAUCAACGACUUCAACGAAAGUUAUGACCAUGAUAAGGUAUUCGACGACGACGAUGACGCUCAAUCAUCAAGCCACAUCGACACUCGAACGCUCAUUGACAGGGGCCAACAUGAUCAUCGUCGAAGUCGACAUCAACAAUCUGGAACUGGCGACGUCUGCGAGGUUGACCUAAUCACAGAUGAUUCAGUAGGGAAGAGAGUCAAAGAUAUCCAAGAAGAAAUUAAUGAAGUUGUCGAAAUUUUUGUGAAAAACAUCAACAUUAUUCUUGAAAGGGAAGGGAAGAUCGAGGAAUUGGAACGCAUUUCAGAUGACCUCCGUACAAAGGCCGAAGAGUUCCAGCAUGUGACUAGGAAGCUUUUAUUAAAAAAAUAAUUCCAAUCA
Molecule: messenger RNA, 792 nt
Organism: Lytechinus variegatus (green sea urchin)
Lineage: Eukaryota; Metazoa; Echinodermata; Echinoidea; Temnopleuroida; Toxopneustidae
Exons: 3
Coding region: 355-783 (142 amino acids)
Biological process (GO): vesicle-mediated transport
Cellular component (GO): membrane
Source: RefSeq, a predicted model, not a curated record